Messenger RNA from Oikopleura dioica, 798 nucleotides. The record is from the annotation of a GenBank genome assembly. Lineage: Eukaryota; Metazoa; Chordata; Appendicularia; Copelata; Oikopleuridae.
AUGAAGCACAUGAAGCUUGUUCAAAUGCAUGCUGAUCAUUUGAGAACCACUGCGUCUAUCAAAGGAGAGCUCGAAUCGCACGAAAGUAACAAGAAACGAAUCAAUUCCCAUCUCCACGGCAUGUUCGAAUUUCUCCGUCUCCAGAUAAUGAAAGAAAUCCAGUCAGAAAAAGCCCUUCUGGGAACUCGCUCAGCACAAGAUCGUGGAAAAGAAUACGCACUCAAACUUGAAUCAAUUGAGCAGCAGCCCGAAACGGCUUUUUAUAAUUUAACCUAUGUCUGCUUGACAGCCGUGCAAAUCUGCUCCGAGACGUCGAACAUAGAUGGCAAUAUGCUCGACUCGACGCAGGAGCUAUUGAAUAAUGUCGAAGAAGUGCUGGAAGAGUCUAAAAACAAUCCAAAAGCGCUGAACUUGGAUAAGAUAAAGGCUUCCCUGCAGUCUGUGAUGGAAAAUCUGCGAAAACUGAACGAAGAUACGAUCAACGAGGAGCAGCUCGGAUCUGCCCUGGCUGCGGAACUUGAUGAAGCCGCUAAACUCGUCGAAGAAUCCGCAGCUAGAAUUGCCACUCUUCUCAAAGAUGCGCGGGAAAGAAUGACUGGAACAGAACUAGCUGUUCACGAAGCCAUCCUCGAUUCUUGCACCACCCUCAUGGAUUUCAUCAAACAGCUGAUUAUUACGAGCAACAAAUUGCAACAAGAAAUCGUGGAGUCAGGCCGCGGAGCCGGUUCGGCGCAAGAUUUUUACUGCAGAAAUUCCAGAUGGACUGAGGGAUUGCUGAGUGCAUUAUUGGGAUCUUAG